Messenger RNA from Saitoella complicata NRRL Y-17804, 810 nucleotides. RefSeq lists its product as uncharacterized. The transcript is spliced from 2 exons. Bases 1 to 810 code for a protein of 269 amino acids. Lineage: Eukaryota; Fungi; Ascomycota; Saitoellomycetes; Saitoellales; Saitoellaceae. The record is from RefSeq and is a predicted model, not a curated record. Gene Ontology annotation, molecular function: RNA polymerase II cis-regulatory region sequence-specific DNA binding; DNA-binding transcription factor activity, RNA polymerase II-specific. Gene Ontology annotation, biological process: regulation of transcription by RNA polymerase II. Gene Ontology annotation, cellular component: nucleus.
AUGGCCGACUACGAUACCGAAACUCCUCUCGACGAACAUCGAGAUCCAUUCACUACUCACAACGAGCAGGACGACUCGAGCGACAUCAGUAGUGACACAUCUGGCUCUGCGCCAGGUUCUCCACGCGAAGUCGAGCCGGAGGAAGAGUGGGUGACGCAAUGUCAGUGGGAUGAGUGUAAUGAGGAUUUAGGAACCUUAGAUGGAUUGGUGAGACAUAUACACGAUGAUCACAUUGGCACCCGCCGCCCGAAAUACACCUGUGAAUGGCGCAGCUGUCCCCGAAGAUCCAUCCCCCAAACCUCCCGUUUCGCACUCGUCGCCCAUAUCCGCUCUCAUACAGGCGAGAAGCCAUUCUUCUGCGGCGUCCCCGAAUGUGAUAAGAGUUUCACCAGAUCAGACGCGUUGGCGAAACAUAUGAGGACGGUGCAUGAGGGUGGAGACUUGAGACCUAGUGAUCCGGUGCCGAAGGGCCAUUGGAUGCAUCCUCAGAACGUGGCGGACAGAGCUUAUGCUGCGGCGAGGGCGAUGAAGGCAGGAGCGGGAUCGAGACCUGGGACUGGGAUGGGCGACGAGGAGGAUGAGGAGGGCAAUGAGUUGGAUGAAGUCGAAGUAGGGAAGAGCGCGGUGGAACAAUGGAGGUACCUGAAGAGGAAAAUGGCAUGGGCGAAAGAGGAGGAGGAAAGACUGAAGAAAGAGCUUGAAUGGGCAGAGAAAAAGAGAAGAAGAUGUUGGGUUAAAAAGGAGGACAUGGUCGAGGAUGUGAUCAGGAAGGAUCUAGGCGAUGAGGAAGCUGGCAGGUUGACUGCUUGA